Messenger RNA from Homalodisca vitripennis (glassy-winged sharpshooter), 787 nucleotides. RefSeq lists its product as uncharacterized. The record is from RefSeq and is a predicted model, not a curated record. The transcript is spliced from 7 exons. The coding region runs from base 371 to 727 and encodes 118 amino acids. NCBI's taxonomy places the organism in Eukaryota, Metazoa, Arthropoda, Insecta, Hemiptera, Cicadellidae.
GAACAUAAACGUGGCAUUACGUAGAUAAUAGUAAAUGGUGCUGAGCUGUACUUAUUCUAUUUUUGAUAGUAGGUGAAACUUAAAAAAAUGAUUCUUCAUUGGAAACUUAUGAUUGUCACAAAUGUUUUAGUUUUGUUCGGUGCACUCUUGGGAGACUCCCAAGAAUUCUCACCUGAUGUCCGUUCGUUAUGCCCUGGAGUCUGUGCGGUCCGGCGACCUCCUUGUAAUGCAGCAGGCUUGUGGUGGACAGUUUUAGCUAGCAAUUCCUCCAUUGGGCAAUGCGGGACAUUGAACAACCAGUAUCCUUGCAAAUGUUUGGGAUAACAAGAUAACCACCAGGUCCUGUCCACCUUACAUUACAGAAUACAACAUGACAUCAUUUGGUUACAACACUCAGAGGUGUUGUUAUGACCAGCAGUUCCAAGAAUUAUAUCUUAUAGAUAAAUAUGAUGAUUGGUUGGUCGUCGCAGUGACUGAUAAGUAUACUGGAGAAACUCUGAUUGGGUCUGUCCUGGAUACAGAUGGUUUUAAAUCCUUUUUAAUUAUUUACGCAUGUAACGCAAGAACAGCUAAUGGAGAUCCAAUCGUAAACGUUAUUUCCAGAGACAUCAGAGGACUGACCCCGAAAACUAAAAGGAGAGUUGAAGCUGCCCUCAGAGCAAACAAUAUAUGCCCGGAAAAACUGAUAGAAGUUAACAGAAGGAAUUGUCCACGUUAUGUGUGUUAACAUGAAUGGUAGAUAAAAGAUUAUUCAGAAUUCAGACAUAAAAUAUAAGAUCAAAUAAAA